UCCAAAUUCUCCUGGUCUAGCCGGCUUAGGCGUCUUCAGCCCCCUUGAGCGAGCGAACCGGCUAGACGGGCAUCGUUGAAAUGCCCUCUUGAAUGCUGGUCGUUCCCCGGCUCGUUUCUAUCUCUACUUUUCUCUCCAUCAUCCCUCGUACUCCCCAACAAGAGGCCACGACUGGGCAACUCCUCUUCCUUUUUCUUCCCACCUUCGUUUCCAUUUAUUUUACCCAGUCUCUCGUUACUGUCUCCUUGACAAUCGCUAUUUUUGUUCUGCCGCCAUGAAGUUUGGCUCUACUCUGGCGGGCGCCGCCCUCUUUGCGUCCACGGCACUGGCUGCUGAUGUGCCCGCAAUCGUGGCAAAGGGCUCCAAGUUCUUCUAUUCUAACAAUGGCACUGAAUUCUACAUCCGUGGUGUCGCAUACCAACAGGACUACACCGGCAACGGCACCACUACCAGCACCAACUAUAUCGACCCUCUGGCUGAUGCGACGACUUGCAAUCGCGACAUUCCCUACCUUGUGCAGCUGCGCACCAACGUUAUCCGUACUUAUGCCAUCGACCCGACCGCCGAUCAUUCCGAAUGUAUGCAGGCCCUCGCGGACGCGGGUAUCUAUGUCAUCUCCGACCUGUCGUCCCCGAGCGAGUCGAUCAACCGCGACGAUCCCUCCUGGAACGAUGAUCUCUAUGUUCGCUACACCAGUGUCAUCGAUUCGCUGGCCAACUACACCAACGUGAUCGGUUUCUUCGCUGGCAAUGAAGUCGCCAACCAGGCGAACAACACCAACUCGCUGGCCUAUGUCAAGGCCGCCGUGCGCGACAUGAAGGCCUACAUCAAGCAGAAGAACUACCGUAGCUCUCUCGCCAUUGGAUAUGCUACCGAUGACGAUGCCUCUAUCCGUGACGACCUGGCCAGCUACCUGAACUGCGGCGACCAGGACGACGCUAUCGACAUGUUCGGUUACAACAUCUACGAGUGGUGCGGUGACUCUUCCUUCGUCACUUCCGGCUACUCUGCCCGCACCGAGGAGUUCAAGAACUACUCGAUCCCUGCCUUCUUCUCUGAGUACGGUUGCAACACUCCCAGCCCUCGCAAGUUCACCGACGUCCCCGUUCUUUUCGGUCCCAAGAUGGAUGACGUCUGGAGCGGUGGUAUUGUUUACAUGUACUACGAGGAAGCCAACGAUUUCGGUCUGGUCUCGAUCUCCGGUAACGAGGUCAAGACUCUUCAGGAUUUCGACAACCUCUCCAAGCAGAUGGCCACUGUGAACCCGACUGGUGUCAACAGUGCCUCGUACACGCCCACCAACUCUCCUCGUGCCUGCCCUACCGUCGGCUCCAACUGGGAGGCUUCCAGCAAGCUGCCGCCUACCCCCAACAAGGAGCUCUGUGAGUGCAUGGUCUCCUCGCUGACUUGCGUGGUGAAGGACUCGGUCGACACCACCGAAUACGCUAAGCUCUUUGGCACCGUGUGCGGCUACGGUGUCUGCGAUGGUAUCGCCUCCAACUCCACCACCGGUGACUAUGGUGCCUACAGCAUGUGUAAUUCCGAGCAGCAGCUGUCUUUUGUCAUGAACCGUUACUACGUGGAGCAGUCCGCCAAGGGUAACGGUGCUUCUGCUUGCGACUUCGGCGGCGCUGCCUCCACCAAGGCAUCCACCAAGGCUACUGGAACUUGCGCUACCCUGAUGAAACAGGCUGGCACUGAUGGUACCGGCACCGUCACCUCCGCUCCCACCGGCACUGGCGACUCUGGCGCGUCUGCUAGCUCUUCCAGCUCCAAGGGCGCUGGUGCUCGCGCCAUCAGCACUCCUGGUAGCGUUGCUGUCCUUGGCGGUACCAGCUUCAAGCUCGGUGCGUACGUCAUCACCGCUGUCCUCACCGGUGCUGGUAUGAUUCUGCUGUAGAUUAUAUUUGACUGGAAUAAUUAUUCCCUUGGGGCUUUUGUGUGUGUGUGUGUGGCUAUUUCGUAGCUGGGUGUGAGGCUACCCCCUUGGGGUCUUUUAGAUGCUCAAUUUAUUUUACUCUAUUCAUUCGAAUGUCUUAUCAAU
This is a messenger RNA of Paecilomyces variotii, 2044 nucleotides long. Its product is annotated as pH-responsive protein 2 precursor. Lineage: Eukaryota; Fungi; Ascomycota; Eurotiomycetes; Eurotiales; Thermoascaceae. The transcript has 5 exons. Gene Ontology annotation, biological process: fungal-type cell wall (1->3)-beta-D-glucan biosynthetic process. Gene Ontology annotation, molecular function: 1,3-beta-glucanosyltransferase activity. The coding region runs from base 275 to 1900 and encodes 541 amino acids. The record is from RefSeq and is a predicted model, not a curated record. Gene Ontology annotation, cellular component: fungal-type cell wall; cytoplasm.